CUGAAUUACGUGCUUCUGGGUGGAAAUCGGACGCAUCACAAAAGGCAAACACUUUGUCGUUCAACAUGGCGAGGUUGAGCGAGCACGGCAUUCGUUUAAGUUCUAUGAGUCCUUCAUUCUUGAACAGCAACUCAACAAGUCACACUUGGCCGUUCAGCGCGGUGGCAGAGUUAAUAGACAAUGCCUCGGAUCCUGGCGUAUCAGCUAAACAGAUAUGGAUAGAUGCUACUGAAGAAUCUACUCAGCUUUAUCUAACUUUUACGGAUAAUGGCAGUGGAAUGACCCCCAACAAGCUGCACAAGAUGCUCAGUUUUGGUUUUACAGAAAAGGGUUCAGGUACAGCCAGUCAGCAGGCCAUUGGUGUGUAUGGCAACGGAUUUAAGUCUGGUUCCAUGCGCCUGGGCCGCGACGCCCUCAUCUUCACCAAGAACGGCGGCUGCCAGACAGUGGGGAUGUUGUCCCAAACAUAUCUGGAGAACAUCAAGGCCCAGGCUGUUGUCGUCCCAAUCGUCCCGUUCAACCAGAUAACUAAGUCUCUGGUGGUGACAGAGGACUCAGAAGCCAGUCUGGCUGCCAUCCUCCAAAACUCUGUUAUCACCUCUGUGGAGCAGAUACAUGCUCACUUUGACUCCAUUCCCUCUAAAAAAGGCACCAAGAUAUUAAUCUGGAACCUUCGCAGGGACAAAGGUGGAAACCUGGAGGUCGACUUUGAGACCGAUGGGAGUGACUUCCGUUUGCCUGAGAUUCAAAUAGAGGAACUAAAGAAGGGUCUGAAGAACAAUAAAUCCCUGAAAGCUGAACAGAACAUCACAGAGAUCCACUACAGUCUCAGGGCCUACCUUAGUAUCUUGUACCUGAAGCCAAGGACACAGAUUAUACUGCGGGGGAAGAAGGUCCAGGCUCAACUGGUUUCAAGGAGGCUGACUAACAUUGAGCAUGACGUGUAUAAACCUCACUUCAGUAAAGAAAAAGUGAAGGUAACCUUUGGGCUGAACCCGAAAAACAAAGACCACUACGGGAUCAUGAUGUACCACAAGAACCGGCUCAUCAAAGCCUACGAGAAAGUGGGCUGCCAACAGAAGACUUCAGGUCAGAGAUCAGGAGUCGGGGUUAUUGGGGUCAUCGAGUGUAACUUUCUCAAACCUGCUCACAACAAGCAAGACUUUGAAUACACCAAAGAAUACAGACUCACCUUAGGCGCCUUAGGCCUAAAACUCAACGAUUACUGGAGAGAGAUGACAGAGAAGAAGGCCAGAGAGCGAGAGUUUCAGGCUGUAGACAAAGAUGAAGAAGAUGAAGAGCAUGAUGCUGCCAAGGGCCCUGUGUGGUUACAGUGUGAGGACUGCCUGAAGUGGCGAAGCAUCCCUGAAAACCAUUACAAAGUAGUCCCUGAAAGGUGGAACUGUAGCCAGAACCCAAAUCCACGUUAUAGAAGUUGCUCUUCACCAGAGGAAGCAGAAGACAGCGAGGACCAGAUGAGGCCAAGCUACCAGAAAAACCACAAGAAACUAGAUCAGCCCAAAAGACAAAAUCGUGAAAAAUCUUUAGAGGUGUGUGGGUCUCAGGACAAUGAGGCUAAACAUCAGAUCCUCGCACGCAGCUCAUCAGAGCCGAGCCAGUCCAGUUACCAGCCCACACACACCUCGUGUCUUAGAAGAACUAGUGACAGAUGUCCCACAGAGGAAAACACACCACAGUCAGAUCAGACAAGCACAGAUCACCUUGAAGAUUAUCGUACAGAUAGUGAUAAUGAAAAGACUCAAAGUUCAGCCAUAGCUGAAGUCACAGGACAGAAAACAGCUGAGACCAACACAGUCAUUCAAGACAAGAACCAAGCCAGACCAAAAGAAGACCAUGACGAGGAGAGAGAUGAAGUGGAGGACACAAACAUGGAGGAGGCAGAUAAUGAAGAUGAGAACAUGAACUUCUUAAGCCUUAAAAGGAAACUGAAGGAGGUAUUUUCCUCCAAGAAAAAGAAGGCAUGUCUUUGGAGAGAGCAACAGCCAACCACUGAAGGUAUGGAAGAGAAAAAUCCUGGGGAGCAAACAAAUAAACCAGAGAAGACAAAGCCAGACGGCAGAGUGGAGAAAAGAGGUGACACAGCACAGCGAACCCCCACCAGCCUCCCUUGGACCCACUCACUCCCCUCCGCCCAGACAAUGAUGGUUCCUCCACUGAGUCGAAGCGAAGGGCCAAGGAUCAGAUUAGGGCCUCCAGAAGGGUGCGACAGAGAGGCUAAUAUACAGAAGCUGGCUGGGCUGGAGAGAGAGGCCCAAAGGCUUCGGAGGCUUUUAUGUCUGGAGGUCACAAAGAUAACUCGAGGCACAAUGACAGAGGGGGAUGGCAGCACUGAGAAUAAAAAAGAAGAGCUGAUGACACAACCUGCAUCUAGAGAGAGCAGAGAGUGUGGCUGCCAGACGGACGAGGCUGAGAGCUCUUCUUCAUCCAGCAGUCGAGGUUUUGCUCUUCAGAGUCUGGCGGUUCAGGAUCAUAGAGCUGUUUGCCAGUCUGAGGAGCAGCCUGGAAAAGAAAAGACAGAAGCUCAGAGCAGGAUCAGUGAAAGCAAAUCCUGUGAAGAGAACAGAUCAGCACAGGAAAGCCUGUAUGACAUCCGAAACAACGUGGUGAUUCUCCUCACAGCCCUCCUGCCCCAGCUGGACCUGGCUGGCAUCAGUCUUGAGACCAGUGAUGUCGACAACAUCCUGCAGCAGAUCAUAGAGGUCAACUCACUGAAGAUAUGAUCAGUCCUCUUAUGAAGAAGCAGGGAAGAAAAUGUGGAUCAACAAAUCUAACCAAGAGAAAAGUUAGCCUUACUUUGUUUGAAUAAGGUCUAUUAUCAAGGUUUUGUUUGUUCCAUACUGCUCUUGAGGAAAUUUUUUUUGGUCAUCAAGAUUUUUUAUGCCACUGGUGCUUCGAAGUUACUGCAUUGCAAGCCAUGGCUUGCCCAUGUUCAUCUAAAGUUAUCCUUAUAUUGUAUUGCUGUUGUUUGUUUUGCUUCUUUGUCACGAUUUGCAUUACAUUUUUAAUUUUUUUUUUCAUUUGGAGAGCUGUGGAAAAACAUUUUCAUUUGUACUCAUAUUCUUUAUACAAUACUUCUUUUAAACUCUGCAUUAAAAUAUUAAACCAU
Messenger RNA from Cheilinus undulatus (humphead wrasse), 3127 nucleotides. RefSeq lists its product as uncharacterized. Lineage: Eukaryota; Metazoa; Chordata; Actinopteri; Labriformes; Labridae. Gene Ontology annotation, cellular component: nucleus; nucleoplasm. Gene Ontology annotation, molecular function: ATP hydrolysis activity; zinc ion binding. The record is from RefSeq and is a predicted model, not a curated record. The transcript is spliced from 17 exons. Bases 66 to 2741 code for a protein of 891 amino acids.